AUGUCCGAAAUCAAGCAGCAGCAAGAGAACGGCUACCAGGGAGGAGCUCAGCCCAUCCGAGCUCUCACUCCCGGUGGACACCCACAAGACACGUCUCAACCCGCUUUCCCCAUCUAUCAUCGACGCUUCGCCAACCCUGCACCUCUGGGUCUGUUCGGUUUCGCGGCAACGACGUUUGUUCUUUCGAUGUUCAACGUUAAAGCGCGCGGCGUUACUGUCCCUAAUGUGGUUGUUGGUCUUGCGAUCGGUUAUGGUGGUUUGGCUCAAUUUCUUGCUGGAAUGUGGGAGUUUGCUGCUGGUAACACAUUUGGUGCUACUGCUUUCUCCUCCUACGGUGCUUUCUGGUGGUCGUAUGCUAUCAUUCAAAUCCCUUGGUUCGGUAUUGCAGAGAACAAUUACAACCCUAAAGGUGUUCCCGAGACUCAACUGGCAAAUGCAGUCGGUAUCUAUCUCGCCGCUUGGUUCAUCUUUACAUUUAUUAUGCUGUUGGCUUCCUUCCGAUCCUCGGUUGGUUUGGUUGCGUUGUUUUUCUUCUUGGACAUUACCUUCUUGCUUCUGUUUGUAGCAGAGUUCACGGGUAACGCAAAGAUCCAGACUGCUGGUGGUUCGUUUGGUAUCCUUACUGCUGCUAUUGCUUGGUAUGUAGGUGCCGCUGGUCUUUUGACUCCAGACACAAGUUACUUUACUCUCCCUGUUAUCGAGCUCUCGCGUAGAGACUAG
This is a messenger RNA of Ustilago hordei, 720 nucleotides long. RefSeq names its product putative FUN34 - transmembrane protein involved in ammonia production. The coding region runs from base 1 to 720 and encodes 239 amino acids. Lineage: Eukaryota; Fungi; Basidiomycota; Ustilaginomycetes; Ustilaginales; Ustilaginaceae. The record is from RefSeq and is a predicted model, not a curated record. The transcript has a single exon. Gene Ontology annotation, cellular component: plasma membrane. Gene Ontology annotation, molecular function: acetate transmembrane transporter activity.